Molecule: messenger RNA, 2562 nt
Organism: Enhydra lutris kenyoni (northern sea otter)
Lineage: Eukaryota; Metazoa; Chordata; Mammalia; Carnivora; Mustelidae
Product: epithelial splicing regulatory protein 2
Exons: 16
Coding region: 1-2154 (717 amino acids)
Cellular component (GO): ribonucleoprotein complex
Molecular function (GO): RNA binding
Source: RefSeq, a predicted model, not a curated record
AUGACUCCGCCGCCUCCCCAGCCACGGUCCCCGGGCCCGAACCCCACCUCAGACUCUGCCGCCGACCCCCGCCCCGGGCCCGGACCCCUGGUCGUACUGUUCGGAGCCACGGCCGGUGCGCUGGGGCCAGACCUGGGUUCCGAUGAGACCGACUUGAUCCUCUUAGUCUGGCAAGUGGUGGAGCCGCGGAGCCGUCAGGUGGGGACGUUGCACAAGUCAUUGGUUCGCGCCGAGGCGGCCGCACUGAGCCCGCAGUGCCGCGAGGCGAGCGGCCUGAGCGCAGAGAGCUUGGCGCGGGCGGAGCCGCUGGACAAGGUGCUUCGGCAGUUCUCACAGCUGGUGAGCGGGGAUGUGGCUCUGCUAGGUGGGGGCCCCUACAUGCUAUGCACUGAUGGGCAGCAGCUGCUGAGACAGGUCCUGCACCCCGAGGCCUCCAGGAAGAACCUGGUGCUCCCCGACACCUUCUUCACCUUCUACGACCUCCGCAGAGAGUUCCAUGUGCAGCACCCAAGCACCUGUCCUGCCAGGGAGCUCACCGUGGCCACCAUGGCACAGGACUUGGGGCUGGAGACAGAUGCCACAGAGGAUGACUUUGGGGUCUGGGAAGUGAAGACAAUGGUAGCUGUCAUCCUCCACCUGCUCGAAGAGCCCAGUGGUCAAUUGUUUUCGAAGGCAGAGGUGGUAAAGCAGAAAUAUGAGACAGGCCCUUGCAGCAAGGCCGAUGUGGUGGACAGUGAGACCGUGGUUCGGGCCCGUGGGUUGCCCUGGCAGUCGUCAGACCAGGAUGUGGCUCGGUUCUUCAAAGGACUCAACAUUGCCAGGGGUGGUGUCGCACUCUGCCUCAACGCCCAGGGCCGCAGAAAUGGCGAGGCCCUCAUCUGCUUUGCGGACAGCGAGCAGCGGGACCUAGCGCUGCAGAGACACAAGCACCACAUGGGCGUCCGCUAUAUCGAGGUAUACAAAGCAACAGGAGAGGAGUUUGUGAAGAUUGCGGGGGGCACAUCACUAGAGGUGGCUCGUUUCCUGUCACGGGAAGACCAGGUGAUACUGCGGCUGCGGGGGCUGCCCUUCUCGGCUGGGCCAGAGGACGUGCUGGGCUUUCUGGGGCCCGAGUGCCCGGUGACGGGGGGUGCUGACGGGCUGCUGUUUGUGCGCCACCCUGACGGCCGGCCCACCGGUGAUGCCUUUGCCCUCUUCGCCUGUGAGGAGCUGGCGCAGGCUGCACUGCGCAGGCACAAGGGCAUACUGGGUAAGCGAUACAUCGAACUCUUCCGGAGCACGGCGGCUGAGGUGCAGCAGGUCCUGAACCGCUAUGCAUCCAGCCCACUCCUUCCCACACUCACCGCUCCCCUGCUCCCCAUCCCCUUCCCACUGGCAGCGGGGAUUGGAAGAGAUUGUGUACGCCUUCGAGGCCUGCCCUAUACAGCUACCAUCGAAGACAUCCUGAGCUUUCUGGGGGAGGCAGCUGCUGACAUCCGGCCCCACGGGGUGCACAUGGUGCUCAACCAGCAGGGUCGGCCCUCAGGUGACGCUUUCAUCCAGAUGACAUCAGCAGAGCGGGCCCUGGCAGCUGCCCAGCGUUGCCAUAAGAAAGUGAUGAAGGAACGCUAUGUGGAAGUGGUCCCCUGCUCCACGGAGGAGAUGAGCCGUGUGUUAAUGGGGGGCACCUUGAGCCGCAGUGGCAUGUCCCCUCCACCCUGCAAGCUGCCCUGCCUCUCACCACCUACCUACGCCACCUUCCAGGCCACCCCAACACUCAUCCCCGCUGAGACGGCAGCCUUGUAUCCCUCUUCAGCACUGCUCCCGGCUGCCAGGGUGCCUGCUGCCCCUACCCCUGUUGCCUACUACCCAGGGCCAGCCACUCAACUCUACAUGAACUACACAGCUUACUACCCCAGCCCCCCAGUGUCCCCUACCACUGUGGGCUACCUCGCCACACCCUCUGCUGCCCUGGCCUCUGCUUCCACCUCAGUGUUGUCCCCGCCAGGAGCCCUGGUCCGUAUGCAGGGUGUCCCAUAUACAGCUGGUAUGAAGGAUCUACUCAGCGUCUUCCAGGCCUAUCAGUUAGCCCCUGAUGACCACACCAGUUUGAUGCCUGUUGGUGACCCGCCCCGAACUGUGCUACAGGCCCCCAAAGAGUGGGUGUGUUUGUAGGUGAGGGAGCCAGGAGGGGGCAGGGAGGCAGAGAAUGCUGGCCCCAGCCCCUGGAAUACUUGACCCUUAGUGGCCACAUUGUGCCAUGAGUCCAAGGACGCUAGCUCUCCUCCAACUUGGCAUAAGGACUAUCAGGUGGUAAAAUCACAGACUUGUUUUGACUGACUGUACUGCAGUAUCCCCAGAGAACGCUAGGGGGCAGGAGGCCUUCACACAAAAACUCAGGCCUGAAUUUUAAAGGGGACUCUGCCUACUUUUCAUGCACACCUUGGGCAGGCCAGUUGUCCUGAACUCAGCAGACAUCGUGGAAUGUCAUUUGCACCCAUUAGAGGGUACAGAACUGAAGCUUCGGAAGGAAUUUGGAACUCUGCUCACUCCUCUGUAAGAUAAACAAAGGUUCCUAACCAA